Sinocyclocheilus anshuiensis is the source of this 2966-nucleotide messenger RNA. Its product is annotated as NACHT, LRR and PYD domains-containing protein 12. The transcript is spliced from 9 exons. Gene Ontology annotation, cellular component: cytoplasm. Gene Ontology annotation, molecular function: protein binding. NCBI's taxonomy places the organism in Eukaryota, Metazoa, Chordata, Actinopteri, Cypriniformes, Cyprinidae. Bases 559 to 2958 code for a protein of 799 amino acids. The record is from RefSeq and is a predicted model, not a curated record.
AGUCUAAACAAUAAACACACAUUCAAACGGAGUCGUUUUUGUACACCUGUGAUAUUUUGUGUUAUUAUGUAUGUGUCUAAAAGUACAACCUGUCAUUUUGUAGUAUGAAAUUGUUCGGUCCGGAUUCAUUAUCAUAACGGGGUCUUGCAAAGUACGAUUCAUUUCAUUAAAGACACACAACACUUCCUCGUUCUUCUCUGACUAAACAGCAACGACCGUCCAGCACUAUUCUUCUGCCGCCCGUGAACUUCAGGGUUUCUCACGAUAUCGGGAUCUGCAGCCAUGUGGAGCGAGAUUUCAUAUGAUCAGCAGCAAACACAUAAGGAGACUUUGAGAAACUCUGUGCUGAACUCAACUCUGCCCAAUUCUCUUUUGGGAGGUCUGCCUGUGCGAGAGGUGAUCCAGAAAGGCCACUACACGGCCCUCUCAGUGUGUGCGUAUGAGGACGACCACACAAGGGUUAACAGAGGAGAUCGGGAAGCUUUAUAGGAUGUCAUAUCUCGAGAGUUUUCUCCAGGAUCUGAAGGCCGUAGGCUGGUUCUUUAUGGUGGUGUUGGAAUGGGUAAGACUACAGCGGUAGAAAAGGUCAUUUGGGAUUGGACGACAGGUGCGCGCCUGCAACGUUACGCCCUCCUCAUGCGAGUGCCGGUUUGGGAGCUGGCCGCUCUUGGAGAGAAAGCAGAGAGUUUGCAGAACAUGUUGGGCUGCAUACACACUCACAUUUCCACAGAGACUCUCGCCGUCGCUCUACAGAGGCCUCAAUCUCUGCUUCUUGUGCUUGAUGGAUUGGAGCGAUUGCAGAACCUUCUAUGCACUCCAUUGUCUUCAUCUAGUCUUAUAUGUGAUGUACAACAAGAAGCGUCCGGCUCGGUCUUGCUGUGCAGUCUACUUCACGGAUCUCUGCUUGCUGAGGCUUCAGUGCUGAUCACCUCCCGAGAGCCAGUCGAGUCUUUGAGAUGUUUUGAGGUGGUCGGGUUCUCCCAGACCCAGAGGAGAACGUUCUUCCAGCAGUUCUUUGACGACAGAGGCCAAGCAGAGAGACUUUUUCGCCAAUGUGAGCAGGCGUUGGGAGUGUACGAGCAGUGUUUUCGUCCGGCCUUCUGCUGGACGCUUUGCAAUGUGUUUAAAACUAAUUUUGAGAAUAAAAACACCCCAUCUGAGACUCUUACUCACCUGCUCAGCGUUAUCACACACAUGCUCCUGCAGAAACAGAAGAUGCAUGCAGAACAAACCAGAGUGCUUGUGUCCAGUUUGGGAAAACUUACCAAUCCGGUUUGCUCCUGCAGCGACGUCACAUCCUGCGGCCUGCGUUCUUUUCUGCACAACCCCAUGCUUUCAGCUUUUUUGGGUAUCAAUGGUGAUCUCACUCACCCUGAUACCACAUUCUCCUUUCUGUCUCCAGUGAUGCAUGAGUUCUUAUUGGCCGCCUCCUUUUAUCUCGACCAAUCCGUGCAGGAGAUCUCAGACAAGCGCUCAGAUUUGUACUACACAUUUUUAGCAGGGCUGUCGGACUCGAUCCAGCGUAAACCAAUAGAAGACUCCAUGGGAAAGGUCGAUGAAAGCCGAAUAUCUGCGUUCUCUCAGUGGUUAAUGGGAAAUGUUUCUAGGGUGUUGCCAGAUGGUGAUGCAACGAAGCACUUUCGUGUUUUUCGGCUUCUGCAACAUGCACGUAACUCAUCUCUGGUCAAAGAAAGCAUUAGUAAGAGCCAGUGGAGGCCUGUUUGGUACAGCUCCAUGCAGGAGCCUGACUGCGCUGCGCUGUCAUAUGUAGUGAGUUGUAUGGGAGAGAUGGAGCAUAUGAACCUGUACAGAGCAGAACUAACAGACGAACACGUCGAGAGGCUUAUACCAGCGUUACGGCUGUCAAAAAGCAUUGGUCUGUCACAGAGUCGUCUCAGUUUGACUGCCAUCACCAACCUGUCAACAGCGCUGGCUGAGGGACGGACGAUAACGCUGGAUCUUUCACACUCCACACUGAAAAAAGAUUCGGUCAAAACCCUCUGCCAUGCACUCAUGCGCUCCACGCUGGAGUCGCUCAACUUGUGUGGAUGCUCAUUGACUACAGCUGAUUGUGAAGCUCUGGCUCAGAUGCUCUCUGGAGGCUCACGGCUGCGUGUGCUCAAUCUGUGUGGGAAUAAUCUGGAGGAUCAAGGCCUUAUUCACCUCAGCAGUGCCCUGGAAAACUGCAGACUACAGGAAAUCAAUCUGGAUUUAUGCUCACUGACGGUGGCAUCCAUGCCUGCGCUGUCUUCAGCUCUGAACAGCAGCUUUUCAGAGCUGAGGAAGCUAAGCCUGAGCCGGAACGCAGUGAUGGAUGAUGGGAUAGAGCUGAUCUCACGAGUGUUACAGAAAGGCCGCCUCAACACAUUGAAUGUGUCUGACUGUGAGUUGACUGGCUCCUGCUGCUCCUCUCUAGCAGCUGCCCUCCAAUCAGAAAACUGCCGUCUGACUGAGCUGGAUCUGUCCGUAAAUGAUCUUGGCCAAUCAGGAGCGAUGCAGAUAUGUGAAGUGCUGAUGACUCCUAAAUGCACACUGGAAAUACUGGAAAUGAGUAGAUGUGAGCUGACCAAGGAGGUGUUUCGAGCACUGGGGAGUAUUUUGACGUCUGGCGUGUCAAAGCUCGUCAGUCUCUCGGUAGGCCUGAACGAUGUGGGCGAAACUGCAGCCAAACACAUUUGGGAGGCGCUGAGACACAAACACUGCAAACUACAGCACCUGGAUCUGGAGAUGUUGUCGCUCACAGAUGCUUGCGUCGAGGAGUUAUGUGAAUCUGUUGCUGCCAGCAGCACUUUAUCAACUCUAAUUCUAAAGAACAACAUAAUGACCGACUCCUCCGUACCACGAUUGGUCAAAUUAAUGCUGGACCGUCCUCUAAUGACCGAGCUAAAUCUGAGGUAUAAUGACUUCAGUGAAGAUGUUUUUGAGUUGAUGGACACAUGCCAAAAUAUUGUUUAUUAGAGAAACAC